Messenger RNA from Microtus ochrogaster (prairie vole), 2659 nucleotides. It is a transcript of the gene Gas2, whose product is annotated as growth arrest specific 2. Gene Ontology annotation, biological process: actin crosslink formation. Lineage: Eukaryota; Metazoa; Chordata; Mammalia; Rodentia; Cricetidae. The transcript has 9 exons. The record is from RefSeq and is a predicted model, not a curated record. Gene Ontology annotation, molecular function: microtubule binding; cytoskeletal adaptor activity; actin filament binding. Bases 1697 to 2641 code for a protein of 314 amino acids. Gene Ontology annotation, cellular component: actin filament.
UGAAAACAUGUGCAUUAACAUAUAUUGGAUGAUGGUGUUUUGGUCAUAAAAAUUAUCACCAAAGGAUAUAAGCUUUUUAUGUAAAGGAUCAGAAAUUUGAAAUGCCUUGUGGGGGUUUGAUGAAAACUCAAACCGCAUCAAACUGAGAAAUGGUAUCACUCAUGUUUGUGCACUCUGGCUGACCAAGUUUCGUCUGCUCGGUUUUUGUUUUGUUUUUUAUGUAUGUCAUUUUUAGAUGCUGUCUGUUCUCAACGCGAGGAACCAUCCUAUGUUCUUCUGGGGUGCUAGGGAGGGCCAACAGUUGCAGUAGCAAAUCUAACUGAAAUGAAAACCUCCACUAUCCUAAGCCUUUCUGUAACUGUCUUUUCUCUUUUUCCUGUUUGUGUUGCCACUGCAAGCCAAUAGCUGGUGCCAUUUUCAGCUAUUAGAACUGUUAGAACAAGUCACCUUUCCACAUGGAAGCAAUAGAGGUGCCGGCCAGAGUUGUCUGCAUUAUUUUGCUGUUGUACGUUGACGGGUAGUUGGUUGUGUUGUGUUCUGGGAAGGCACGUGAGUGUGCCUCACUCGAUUUUAACCUGGUACCUGGGGAUCAGAGAACUUGUGAGCUGCAGCCUUGUACUCUGGAUGGAGAAGUACAUGACCAAAUUGAUGGAGAACACAAGGUGAUUCCUUGCAGCAGACACUGUGGGAAGUGGAAACCGGACGCUGAGCUAGAGGCCACUGCCCUUCAGAGGUGAUUGAGACAGCCCAACAUCUGUCUACUUCAUACAAAGCUUUUCAUCUUAAAGUUCCUGUCCUAAUACACGACAGUUGAGUUAAAUUGUCUGUGAUAUUCAACACAACACUGAUCUGUAUGCCUGAGAGAAGGAAGGGCGGACUCACAUUUCCUUUCUAAAGUGGAAACAGCCCUGAGUGCAGACCAUUCUAAAGUCUGAUAUUUAAACAGAAUUGUAAGACAUCACAUUCUUUUAUUUGGAACGAACACUGGCCCGAGUUACUAGAAAGCUCAUAACACUGAGUGUGCACACUCACAGGCCAGAAAAGAAAAACUUUCCAACACCCAAUUUUAACAUUGUGCUAAAGUCAUUUACUGUUAAAACCCUGAAGUUAAAUAUGAUCCCUUCCCCUCUCCCCACCCCUUCUCUCUUAGGUUAGUGUUUGGGGGACAGGCAAGGGGCUGGGGAUUGGCCUCAACUUGGAAUUGCUGCCAAGGGCUCGUAAUACAAUCUCUCCCAUUUGAAGGGUAAAUCAGUGUCAACUGCGUUUGCUGUCCAGCAGAAAAAAAGUAAGCAUUUUACUUCCGCUCGGUCCGUGUGGACUGAUGAAAUGUAGGAAAUCUGUUUCUGGCUAGUGGGAUUAAAAUCAUUUUCCCAAACAGCACCAAGAGGAGCCAUCACAGAAGUAUGAAGAGGGGCGGCGCGGACACAGCUGCCGCCAAGGUGCUGCUGUGCUGCAGGGAGCCGAGGCCACAGGACCUGUGUCUGGAGAAGUCACAGGGGCGCAGCCGGGAGCGCCUGCGCUGCUGAGCUGCUGCUGCUGCUGCUGAGCUGCAGGGAGCAGUGGGCUCCGGCUUGAUCAAUGAGCCCUUCUUCAAGGAAUGCCCUGCUCUAGCUGUGGAGAGUGUGGUGGUGGUCCUUUCCAAUAUGGGUGUUCAGGUUCUGACUGCGUAAGAGAAGCAGGUGUCAGGAGUGGAUAAAUGAUGUGCACUGCCCUGAGCCCUAAGGUUCGCAGCGGACCUGGCCUGUCUGAUAUGCAUCAGUACAGCCAGUGGCUGGCCAGCAGACAUGAAGCUAAUUUGCUGCCGAUGAAAGAAGACUUGGCCUUGUGGUUGACCAAUCUAUUAGGGAAAGAAAUAACAGCAGAAACCUUCAUGGAGAAGUUGGAUAAUGGUGCCUUGCUCUGUCAGCUUGCAGCAACUGUGCAGGAAAAAUUUAAAGAAAGCAUGGAUGCCAACAAGCCUGCCAAGACUCUGCCCCUGAAGAAGAUUCCCUGCAAAGCCAGCGCACCCUCAGGCUCCUUUUUUGCCCGAGACAACACAGCCAAUUUCUUAUCCUGGUGCCGAGACUUGGGGGUGGACGAAACCUGUCUUUUUGAAUCUGAAGGCCUGGUUCUGCACAAGCAGCCCCGAGAAGUGUGUCUCUGUUUACUAGAGCUUGGCCGGAUUGCAGCCAGGUAUGGUGUGGAGCCUCCUGGUCUGAUAAAGCUGGAAAAAGAAAUUGAACAAGAAGAGACCCUGUCUGCCCCGUCUCCUUCACCUUCUCCUUCAUCCAAGUCUUCAGGAAAGAAGAGCACUGGGAACCUACUGGACGACGCAGUAAAAAGAAUCUCUGAAGAUCCUCCCUGCAAGUGCCCAACUAAGUUCUGUGUGGAGCGACUCUCUCAAGGUCGAUACCGAGUGGGAGAGAAGAUCCUCUUCAUCAGGAUGCUGCAUAACAAGCACGUGAUGGUCCGUGUAGGAGGAGGCUGGGAGACCUUCGCAGGCUAUCUGCUCAAGCAUGACCCCUGCCGCAUGCUACAGAUCUCUCGUGUGGAUGGCAAGACAUCCCCUGUCCAGAGCAAAUCCCCAACCCUCAAGGACAUGAAUCCAGAUAACUACCUGGUGGUCUCUGCCAGCUACAAGGCUAAGAAGGAGAUUAAAUGAAGCUCGUCUCUGAAAGGA